AUGUCCUACAAACACAGAGGCCUUCCCCAUGGAAAGGAUUUGAUGUACAAAAGCUUGAGGCAGUACCUAGAAACGAUCAUAGAAGUUUAUGCUUCAAAUGCCAAGAAGCUAGCUUCCCUUGGGUCGAACCAGGCAAAUGAAGCAGUCAACAACGCUAUAGAAAGCAAAGCUCCAAAGAUCAGACACAACGGAUCUAGUGAAAGCAAUGACUUCCGUGUUGCAUGUGCUGUUGGCCAAAAGAACUUAGGCCAUUCUUAUGUUUCUCAGAAGAAAAGAAUUGCAAAGAAAGUGAAGCGGUUGAAAAAGACAAAACAGCUUGAGAACAGAGAAGGACAACAGUAUAGUUUUGGAAUGGUCUUUGAUGGACACAAUGCUGCUCAGGAAAUUCCAGCAUCACCUGCAGCCUCAAAGAUUGAGAGAGUAUCAUUAACCAAAGACUACCAUCAAAUCAUGUUUGAUUGGGAAACAUCUGGAAGGGUAAUAAUUGGAUUACAAUAUCUUAAAACAGGUAAUGAUGCUGAAAUCCUACAAAUUGCAGCAACAGAUGGUAAAGAUGAGUUCUCUAUUUAUAUCAAGCCAUCUAAUGUAAUAUCACCAGAAGCAUCUACUGUGAACAAACUCACCUUUCAAAGAGGAAUACUGUUUUAUGAUGGGAAGCCAAUCACUGAUGCUGUUGCAAUUGAUGUGGCCCUGAAGACCUUCAUUGAGUGGCUCAAAUCAAGAAUGCCUUGCAUUUUAGUCGCACACAAUUGCAAAUCCUUUGAUGCCAGGUUCUUGGUGCAAGAAGCAGAGAAAAAUGGAGUCAUGGAUGACUUAGUUAAAACAGUUUCUGGCUUUACAGACUCUCUUUCAGCAUUCAGGGAACUGCUUCCUGAAAGGAAAUUCCAUAGCCAAGAAAACUUAGUACAAGAUCUUCUGUCUAAAUCCUAUGAAGCUCACAAUGCUCUUGCAGAUGUGCAAACACUUUACCAGCUAGUGAACAAGUUUCUAAAUGUCAAACUGCUACAUAAGCACAGCUUCAAAGUUUCAUGGGCGGCAUCCUAUCAGAAGCUCCUAAAAGAAAAGAAACUUCUGGUUAAUACCCUACAGCCAUUAGUUAGAGAGAAGUACAUUUCAGCCUCAAUGGCCAUUAAAUGUACAAGCUCAGGUUUGGGUCUCCCUCACCUGCAAGUGGUAUACCAAAGAGGCAAGGAAGAAGGGGUGAAGCAAGUUCUGAUGGAGAGGUUUGACAACAAACCCAGAGUCUCCUCAAACAAGCGGGUGCUGGCGCAAAUGUGUCGGUACUUUAUAGAUAAUACAAAUUAAGAUUGUGAUUUGUGCAAUUAAUGUUUUGAAAUAAUUUUUGCAUGGAAAAUGUAGUGGUCAGAAUGAGGAUC
Molecule: messenger RNA, 1376 nt
Organism: Stylophora pistillata
Lineage: Eukaryota; Metazoa; Cnidaria; Anthozoa; Scleractinia; Pocilloporidae
Biological process (GO): DNA catabolic process
Cellular component (GO): cytoplasm
Molecular function (GO): nucleic acid binding; 3'-5'-DNA exonuclease activity
Source: RefSeq, a predicted model, not a curated record